This is a messenger RNA of Amphimedon queenslandica, 522 nucleotides long. RefSeq names its product transcription initiation factor TFIID subunit 12-like. Gene Ontology annotation, molecular function: DNA binding; TBP-class protein binding; protein heterodimerization activity. Bases 62 to 403 code for a protein of 113 amino acids. Gene Ontology annotation, cellular component: transcription factor TFIID complex; SAGA complex. Gene Ontology annotation, biological process: RNA polymerase II preinitiation complex assembly; DNA-templated transcription initiation. The transcript has 4 exons. Lineage: Eukaryota; Metazoa; Porifera; Demospongiae; Haplosclerida; Niphatidae. The record is from RefSeq and is a predicted model, not a curated record.
UAAUGACCACGCCUAUUUUAUAAUAAACGUUAAACAUCAACAUUGCCACACCCAUUCCAUCAUGGAGUCCAGCAGUAAAACACCCUUGAAUCGUAAGAGACUCCACGACCUAGUGAGAGAAGUUGAUCCGAAUCAAACUCUGGAUGAAGACGCAGAAGAGUUAUUGAUGCAAUUGGCUGAUGAUUUCAUAGAGAGUGUAGUCUCCUCAUCGUGCAGACUAGCAAAGCACAGGAAAUCAUCAACACUGGAACUAAAAGACCUACAAGUUCACUUAGAGAACAGUUGGAAUAUGUGGCUGCCAGGAUUCCCUCAGGAAGGACGUAGUAAGCCUCCACCUUCUUCUGGCCCAGCCAAUGAGGCACACAAGCAAAGACUGAGCUUGAUCAAGAAAUCAAAAAAAUAACUUUAAUAAUAAUAAUAAUUCAUCAUUAUAAACAGCUAGAAAGCAAUCAAUAAUAACGACAAUAACAACAACAAUAAUGAUAACAAUAAUAUGAAAUAGUUGAACGUUAAUAGCUAAAA